AUCGCGAGAGUUGAGUCGUGUGUAAAGCUCACCGGUAGUGCACGCUUCUAUUCAAUGAGUCGCGAAAACAUUCCCGCGCAAGUGUUAUAGAACUUGAAACAAAACAGUGUGAAUCAAAGUUGUUGAGAGAAAAUUGUGCUUUAUUGUUUAUGUAAUGUACUCUUGUGACAUAAGUUUGAUUAAAAUUGUUUUCAAAUUAAAUCAAAACUGAAGGAUGUCAAAUUUUCAACGAACAAGAAGCAAAGUUUGGUGGGGUGACGCAUCGCCAAAUAUUGGCAGUCCAGUGGCGCAACCCGAGUGGAACCAAAACAAUCGGAGAGACGAUCAAGAAUGGGAGCCUCAGCUUCCUCAUUGGAUAGCUAAUCAACCCGAACAAAGGAACAAUAGCCACGAUAAUUUAGCGCGAGCGAAUAAUGUGCCAAACCAAUGGCCUCUUCGACACGGCAGUCCAGGCAGCCAUAAGAGCCAAGAUUCAGGGUUCUCUGACUCUGACAGCUCUCCACCGACAUCUCAGUAUUAUUCCUCACCUGAAAGUAGUGAUAAAAACAAAUCAUCAAUCAGUAAUGACUCGAAUAAUAAUGAAAAUAUAACUGUUAAGCAAGUCAACGACUUUACUAACUCAUUAAAUAAUAAAGACGUUGUUGAUAGUUCAAAUGCGUCUGGAAUUGCUAGUGGCGCUACUCCAACACCUAAGCCUAGAUUGAGAAGUAGUAGUGUAAUUCAAACUCCAUACGAUUUACAAAAAUAUUGCGAAAUUCAUAAAGAUGAAGAACAUAUGGAAUUAUUAAAAGAUAAAGAUGAUAACAAAAUAGAAACUAAAUAUCCAGCUCAGAGAAAUAUUAAUGACGAUAAACAAAAUAUCGAUAAAGUUACAAAAACUUAUGAGAACAAUUUUGGUUCAAAUUCCACAAAAAAUGUUAAAAGCAUUAUGUCAAAAAAUAACGCUCAAAACAUUACCAUAAAUAAUAACGAGAAUACUCCAAAUUCGAGUGCAAUACAAGUCGAUACCAAAGAUAUAUCUGUAAAAAAUUUAAAUAUUUUAAGUCCUUCUAAAAAAUAUCCAGUUAAGAAAUGUGCACCGGGCCCUGAUACUGAUACUAAAACAAUAAAAUUAGCAAAAGUAAAAGAUUUAGAAACGAACAAAAAUAAAUCCGAUGACAGUAUCGAAUAUAUAAAACUAUGUCAUGAUAAUGAAAUCGCAGUCAAUAAUCAACCAAGAGUUCGUACACCAAUAACAAACGUAUCGUAUGUUCCAACAGAAAGAAUAUCUGCAGCAAGAACUGAAUUUAAACGUAGCACGUCAAAUGAGGAAAAUAUUCCUAUUUCCACUACUCCUAAAUUUCAAAGAAAUAGACUAAAUCAGUCGCUUAAUUUUGAAGGACAGAGAUUAGAUCAACAAAUAUUAGAUAUCCAAGAUGGUUAUCGUUCACUAGGAUACAUAGAUGAAGAUAAUUUAUCUGAACAAAAAACUGUUUAUCCGAAAGAACAAAUGCACAAACCAACUAAAGCCUUAUUAGGAAAAAAUAUAAUGGAUAGUCUUCACUUGAAACCUUCAAAAAAAGUUGGCCCUAAAGCGAAACAUCGCACUAAAGGGGAGAAAAUCAAAGAGCCAUUCAAAUUAUUUUCAUCGAAAAAGGAAAAACCGGGCGUUGUUGACAGUAAAGCUGGUGGAAUUUUAAAUGGAAGUCGAGUGCCAUCACUAGGUUUACCUCGGACAUGCGAACAAAGUUCAUGGGUUAUUGUUGGAUAUCCCGAACAACAUGAAAUGUUAAUACCAAAUUAUAAUGAAAGACUUGUUUCAACAGAAAAUAACUCAAAUUUAAAAGAAAAACAUAAAAUUUCGGCAAGUAAUGAUAACGCUAAAAAUGGUAGGCUAACGCCACCACCGCAGUUUCAAGACAAGCAAAAGAUUCCAUACGACACAGGCUCGAAAUCUGAUAAAGAUUUAACACACGAUUCUAAAAGAGAGAAAUUAAAAUUUGAAGACAUGAACUUCAUGGACGUUCAGUUAGACUUAGCAUGUACAUCGACACCAAAAAUGCUCGCACCUCAUGAGUUUAUGAACGGCGUAAAGAACGCCAACAAGAAAACUCCUCGAAGAGUAAAUCUUUUAGAGAAUUUCAACAGCGGGUUAAUUUUAAACAACCGCAACGAGAUUUUGUACAGAGAGAGAAGCAUAGAUCAGACAACAUUAGAACGGUUGUGUGAAAGAAAACCGGAACCGGUUCAGUAUUGGCUAUGUGAUUUGGUUGGUUCCUGUGAGAACGAAUGUAUGACGACACUACAAAGUAAACCUCUCGGUGCUGAGAUGAAAGCUCUUGUAUCAGCCAAUUCAGCCACGAUUACCGGCAAUAUAAAAAAGGUGCAGACACACGGGCAGAUCAUAGUACACCAAUAUAGUGAUGUGAUAAGACAAAUUGAAUCACAACAUACUACCGAAGAGCAAAUAUGUCUUCUAGUAGCGAAUAUUAAUGAAUUCGUACUAGCUCACAGCAUCACGUUGAACACAAAACCUCCCGGAGAAACACCAGAAAGAUGGGACAAAAUCAAAAUCUCCCUUCAAAUUUACCUCCAAAAACUAAUAGAUAUCGGAGAAGAUGUGAAAAUCGAACUAAAUGAAAGUAAACCCGAAUGGAAUUUAAUUCAGAAACAUUUGGAUACGUUGAUCGAAAUAUUUCUAGAAACAACCAAAGCUGUUUUAGUUCAGCAAAUGAAGACGUUAGUGUCAAUUAUUGAAGAACCACCAUCGGACAUGAUUUUAAAGAGCACGCUAACGUCUAUUGGUCAUUUAGCGAUGCUCACGGGGAAUACGGAAAAUUCAUUACACGAAAAGUGUGCUAAGAUAAUGAAGAGUGUUACUGAGCUACCGUUCGUGGAUUGUGGAGUGCCCAGGGCACUAUUAACGGCCAUUAUUGAGACCAAGAAGAGCUCAAUAAAGGCGCUGUCUUUGAGAGCACUCGCAACGGUCUGCAUCACCGGAGACGCGGUCAAGCAGUUUGAGGAGGGUGGUGGUAUAGAAAUACUAUCGGACAUUCUCUCGGAUAAAUCGAACCCAGAGCCCCAGAUGCGGGAAGCUAUCACUGUCCUAACACAGAUCACUGCCCCCUGGCUGAGAGGUCAUUACGAUCUGACACAAUUACAUCUGUUUUUGAAAAGCAUCGUAGAAAAUAUAACAGAUAUUCUUUCUCGCACGGAUUGCUGCCAACUACUGCUGCUCUGCACUGCGUGCCUCGUGAACCUCGUCAGAGAGUUGGAGUUAGAAAAAAAGGAGGACACAAACACUGACACCGAUAUCAUCGAGGUGUUGAUGCAGUACAAAACUCUCGAUAGACUAUUGGACGCGGUGAAACGCCGUGGACCGAAUCUUUCUGUGUUCCUACAGGAGCAAACGGCGGCGCUGCUGUCGUCGCUGUCGCGCGUGUCGCGCUGCGCGCUGUGGCUGUCGGGCGCGCGCGGCGCCGGCGCCGCGCUGUGCUGCUUCGUGCGCGUCGCGCCCGCGCUGGCUCCGCGCGCCGCCGAGUUGCGCGCGCAGCUGCGUCUGCACGCGCACGCCGCCGAGGCCAUAUCACGAUUGGCAGUAGUACCAGAUGUAGCAAGUCAGAUAGUUCAACUCGAGGGAAUUCCUCAUCUUACCCGCUUGGUAAGGUUGCAGCGAACACGCCCUCACACGGACGUCAACCCAGACCAGACUCUCAUACACUGUCUGAAGGCUCUCCGGACCAUUUACAAGCACCACCCGGACGCCUUCACAGACCAGAAAGACGUCGAUGAAAUGAUCAAACCUCACUUAAUGGAAUCUUUAAUGCUAUUUUCUGCUAAACAAGAGAGCUAUGUGUAACAAACGUAUUUAACAUAUUUUCAUAAUGUAUAUAAAACUUAUUAAUUUCGGAUUUCGAAAUAAAUUUAUUUUACAUCAAAUAAAUUAUUAUAACUCUAUUAUUAGUAGUGGACUUCUAAUCACUAGGGCGUCGAAUUUAUCAAUGGAGGAAUCUUAUCACGGCACUGUAUUUUUGUAGCGCCCUAUGUGAUUGUAAUGAAUUUUUACAUAAUUUUUUAUUCAUUAUUUUAUUACAUUAUAGGUUUUUAAGAACAUAGGCGGACAUUGUAUAUAGACGGCUUAUUUAUUAAUUCGCUUGUCUAUAAGAUAACAAUGAAACGGUAAAUAAUCUAAGUGAUUUCACGCUGAGAACAUUCCAAAGAUUAUUUAUUUAGUAACUAACAAACAACUGAGAAAUUAGAUUAUUUUAAUCGUUUAACAAUAAAAUUAUUAAAAGUUUUUAAACUUUAAUCGCACCGUCAUCUUUACCUUUUUUUAUAUUUAAAAAAAAAACUGACAAUUGAAAAAAAUUCAAGCUAUAUUUAAUCUGUAUGGUUCGAAUCCUCUUGUACUGAUUUAAAUUUAUAAUACUUGUAAAUAAAAUGUUUAAUAAUUUAUGUUAUAGUCGCUGAGAGGCCAUAUUUAGGCUAGUCUUAAUCUUACACGUCUGUUGUACUAAACUCCGGCCGCCGAGAGAAUGCGUUCCUGUCGUCUGUCAGUUGGUCAUGACUAGAUGUUACAGAGUAAAAAUAAACUGUAAUAUUUAGUGGAAAAUUAUAACAUUUAUUGUAAGUGCUAACUUUUUUUUUUCUUAAGCGGACGCAAAUUUUCGCUGUAAGAUUAUCCACUUCGCACCAUCGUCAGUGCGUCACCGACCUUGGUAACUGAGAUUUAAUGUCUUGUGUAUCUGGAGUUACACUAGCUCACUCACAUUUCAAACUGGAACGCAACCAAAGUUCGCCAAAGUUACAUCGUCUAUUCGAUCACGGACCUGACGUUAGCUAGAAACGCAUUAUCUAAGCGGCCAGAUAUUAACGUUGUUAUGAUUCUAAAACGCAAUAUUCAUAAUAUUGUUCCGAUAAAUAAAUUUAUAUAUAAAAAUAUCACAGCUCUCAACUCUAUGUAACGUGUAAUACUGUUCAAACUUUUAUAACUUGUAAAAAUAUAUUAAACAAGAACUUGAUUAGUUCUGCGUAUUGUUGUUUAUAAAAUAAAAUAUAAUUCUCUAUUAUAA
Messenger RNA from Nymphalis io (European peacock), 5051 nucleotides. RefSeq lists its product as uncharacterized. The record is from RefSeq and is a predicted model, not a curated record. Gene Ontology annotation, biological process: apical protein localization; establishment of mitotic spindle orientation; regulation of asymmetric cell division. Gene Ontology annotation, molecular function: cytoskeletal adaptor activity. Gene Ontology annotation, cellular component: apical cortex. The transcript has 9 exons. The coding region runs from base 215 to 3838 and encodes 1207 amino acids. Lineage: Eukaryota; Metazoa; Arthropoda; Insecta; Lepidoptera; Nymphalidae.